GACAACCCCGAAGCCGGGUCGCGCCGCCCGUCGGGCCGGAGGGGAUGUUCGAGGACGAGCCCCAAGCCGAGGGGGCGGCGGUGGUCGCCGCGGCCAGGGAGGCGCUGCAGGCCCUGUGCCAGGAGCUGAACCUGGAUGAGGGCAGCGCGGCCGAAGCCCUGGACGACUUCACUGCCAUCCGCGGCAACUACAGCCUAGAGGGAGAAGUCGUACACUGGCUGGCAUGUUCUUUAUAUGUUGCUUGCCGCAAGAGCAUCAUUCCUACAGUGGGAAAGGGCGUCAUGGAAGGAAACUGUGUUUCAUUGACCAGAAUACUUCGCUCAGCUAAGUUAAGCUUAAUACAGUUUUUUAGUAAAAUGAAGAAGUGGAUGGACAUGUCAAACCUACCACAAGAAUUUCGUGAACGUAUAGAAAGGCUAGAGAGAAAUUUUGAAGUAUCAACUGUAAUUUUUAAAAAAUUUGAGCCCAUUUUUUUAGAUAUAUUUCAAAAUCCAUAUGAAGAGCUACCAAAGUUGCCACGGAGCAGGAAGCAGAGGAGAAUUCCUUGCAGUGUAAAGGAUCUCUUUAAUUUCUGCUGGACACUCUUUGUUUACACUAAGGGUAAUUUCCGUAUGAUUGGUGAUGAUUUAGUAAACUCAUAUCAUUUACUUCUGUGCUGCUUGGACCUGAUUUUUGCCAAUGCUAUUAUGUGCCCAAAUAGACGAGACUUGCUAAAUCCAUCAUUUAAAGGUUUACCAUCUGAUUUCCAUGCUCCUGACUUCAAAGCUGCAGAAGAGCCUCCCUGUAUCAUUGCCGUACUUUGUGAUCUACAUGAUGGACUUCUAGUAGAAGCAAAAGGAAUAAAGGAGCAUUAUUUCAAGCCAUAUAUUUCAAAACUCUUUGAUAAGAAGAUUUUAAAAGGUGAAUGUCUUUUGGACCUUUCCAGUUUUGCUGAUAAUAGCAAAGCAGUGAACAAGGAGUACGAGGAGUAUGUUCUAACUGUGGGUGACUUUGAUGAGAGGAUCUUUUUGGGAGCAGAUGCUGAGGAGGAAAUUGGAACACCUCGAAAGUUCACCGCUGACACCCCAUUUGGGAAACUGACAUCAGAGGCCAAUGUGGAAUACAACCUUCAACAACAUUUUGAAAAAAAACAGUCAUUUGCACCUUCUACCCCGCUUACCGGACGGCGGUAUUUACAAGAAAAAGAGGCAGUCACCACUCCUGUUGCUUCAGCUACUCAAAGUGUAAGCCGUUUACAGAGUAUUGUGGCUGGACUAAAAAAUGCACCAAGUGAGCAACUUCUGAAUAUUUUUGAAUCUUGUAUGCGGAAUCCUAUGGAAAACAUUACGAGAAUAGUGAAAGGAAUAGGAGAGACUUUCUGCCAACACUAUACUCAGUCCACAGAUAAACAGCCAGGAUCUCACAUAGACUUUGCUGUAAACAGACUAAAACUGGCAGAAAUUUUGUAUUAUAAAAUAUUAGAGACUAUAAUGGUCCAGGAAACACGAAGACUUCAUGGAAUGGACAUGUCAGUUCUUUUAGAGCAAGAUAUAUUUCACAGAUCCUUGAUGGCUUGUUGUUUGGAAAUUGUGCUCUUUGCCUAUAGCUCGCCUCGUACUUUCCCUUGGAUUAUUGAAGUUCUUGAUUUGCAACCAUUUUAUUUUUAUAAGGUUAUUGAGGUGGUGAUCCGCUCAGAGGAGGGGCUUUCCAGAGAUAUGGUAAAACACCUAAACAAUAUUGAAGAACAGAUUUUGGAGAGUUUGGCUUGGAGUAAUAAUUCUGCACUGUGGGAAGCUCUCCAUGCUUCUGCAAACAAAGUUCCUACUUGUGAAGAAGUUAUAUUCCCAAAUAACUUUGAAAUAGGAAAUGGAGGAAAUGUACAGGGCCAUCUCCCCAUGAUGCCAAUGUCUCCAAUAAUACACCCAAGAGUGAAGGAAGUUCGGACUGAUAGUGGGAGCCAUCGAAGGGAUAUGCAACCGCUGUCUCCGAUUUCUGUCCAUGAACGCUACAGCUCUCCUGCUGCAGGAAGUGCUAAGAGGAGACUUUUUGGAGAUGACCCACCAAAGGACAUGUUUGUGGAUAAGAUUAUGGCAGAAGGAACAAAACUGAAAAUUGCUCCUUCAAAUGUGACUGCUGAAAGCUUAUCGAUUUCCCCUGGUCAAGCUCUGCUGACAAUGGCCACAACCACAGUAACAGGGACAGUAGGACAGAAGGUUACAGUUCCUUUGCACGGUGUUGCCAAUGAUGCUGGAGAGAUCACACUGGUUCCUAUUUCCAUGAAUACAACUCAGGAGUCCAAAGCUGAAAGUCCUGUAUCACUAACUGCCCAGUCAUUAAUUGGUGCUUCUCCAAAACAGACCCAUCUGACUAAAGUCCAAGAAGCUCAUCUGACUGGAAUAAGCAAACCAAAGAGAACUGGAUCCUUAGCACUAUUUUAUAGAAAGGUCUAUCACUUGGCAAGUGUGCGCUUACGUGAUUUAUGUUUAAAACUUGAUGUUUCUAAUGAGUUACGAAGGAAGAUCUGGACAUGUUUUGAAUUCACUUUAGUUCACUGCCCUGAUUUAAUGAAAGAUCGGCAUUUGGAUCAGCUCCUUCUGUGUGCCUUUUACAUCAUGGCGAAAGUAACAAAAGAAGAAAGAACUUUUCAAGAAAUAAUGAAAAGUUAUAGGAAUCAGCCCCAAGCUAAUAGUCACGUGUAUAGGAGUGUUCUCUUGAAAAGUAUUCCAAGAGAAGUUGUGGCAUACAGUGGUGAUUGUGAAAUGACAGAUGGUGACAUAGAAGAUGCCACAAAGACACCCAACUGUUCCAGUGAACCAGUGAAAGAGGAAAGAGGUGAUCUUAUCAAAUUCUACAAUACAAUAUAUGUAGGAAGAGUGAAGUCAUUUGCAUUGAAGUAUGACUUGUCCAAUCAAGACCAUAUAAUGGAUGCUCCACCCCUCUCUCCUUUCCCACAUAUUAAGCAGCAGCCGGGCUCCCCACGCCGCAUAUCCCAGCAGCAUUCCAUUUAUGUUUCACCACACAAAAAUGGAUCCGGCCUCACCCCCAGGAGUGCUCUGCUGUACAAGUUCAAUGGCAGCCCUUCUAAGAGUUUGAAAGAUAUCAACAACAUGAUAAGGCAAGGUGAUCAGAAAACCAAGAAGCGCGUAAUAGCUAUCAGUGGAGAUGCAGACUCACCUGCCAAACGUCUCUGCCAGGAGAAUGAUGAUGUUUUACUUAAGCGACUACAAGAUGUGGUCAGUGAAAGAGCAAACCACUAGUGGCGCUCCUUCUUCUGACCGAGCGCUGUGGUGCUGUUCUGGAGAAACUUUUAUCACUGGGUUAUACCAAAACUUGCACCAAAAGCAAGUUUUUUUUUUUU
Messenger RNA from Arvicola amphibius (Eurasian water vole), 3337 nucleotides. RefSeq names its product RB transcriptional corepressor like 1 (gene Rbl1). Lineage: Eukaryota; Metazoa; Chordata; Mammalia; Rodentia; Cricetidae. Gene Ontology annotation, cellular component: chromatin; transcription regulator complex; nucleus. Gene Ontology annotation, biological process: cell differentiation; negative regulation of G1/S transition of mitotic cell cycle; regulation of transcription by RNA polymerase II. The transcript has 22 exons. Gene Ontology annotation, molecular function: RNA polymerase II transcription regulatory region sequence-specific DNA binding. Bases 45 to 3236 code for a protein of 1063 amino acids. The record is from RefSeq and is a predicted model, not a curated record.